CCUGUGCCACCACAAGAAACCUUCAGCAGCACCACCCUCCCUCGUCGCUGCCGCAGAAACAAGUCAAUCAUGGCGCAAGCGGUUGUGCAGACGAUCCGAAGGGAUCCCCAGUUAUUCAUAUGGAUCCUCUUCCCCAUCAUCACGGUUAUGAUCUUAACCGGUGUCCUACGCCACUACGUCACAGUCCUCAUCUCCUCGACGCCGAAGAAACUCGACCUCCCCUCGCUGCGCGAGCAGCGCUCCCUCCAGCGUGGUAUCACCUUCCGCCAGAAUGCAGCCGUCAUCUCCGACGUCGCUUUCCAGGCACGCAAGAACACCCUCGUCUCCGCUUUCCAGUCUGGUGCAUACCUCAAGAACCCCGACGCUAAGGGCCAGCCGCCUGCGAACCCAAUGACUGACCCCGCGGCUAUGGAGGGCAUGAUGGGGAUGAUGAAGGGGAAUAUGACGAUGAUCGUGCCGCAGACUCUCAUCAUGGGGUGGAUCAACGCAUUCUUCAGCGGAUUCGUCGUUUUGAAACUCCCCUUCCCCAUCACCCCAAAGUUCAAACAGAUGCUCCAGGCAGGCGUAGCUACGCGCGACCUUGACGCCCGCUGGGUGUCCUCCAUCUCGCUGUACUUCAUCUGCCUCUUCGGCCUACAGACCGUCUUCAUCUACCUCCUCGGCAGCGACAACGCGGCGAGCCAGAUGGCGCAGCAGCAGAUGGGCGGGCCGCCGCCAGGGGCGAAUAUGAUGGGGCCCGGUGCGGAUCCGGAUAAGAUGUUCCAGGGCGAGGCGGAGAAUAUCGAGGUCAUGGCGCAUGAGUAUAUUUUGGAUGGGGUUGAGGAUAGGUUGCUGCAGAGUGUGAAGGCGUAGGUGGGGUGAGAUGAUAAUGAAUGGGCGUGUAUGAUGUAUUGGAUGAUGCUGUCGGAUAGACUAGAAUUGGCAUGGUUUUGGAAUACAUAAUUGUACACAUCAAAUGAAGCUGAAGAGAUGAAU
Messenger RNA from Pseudogymnoascus destructans, 975 nucleotides. It is a transcript of the gene EMC3, whose product is annotated as ER membrane complex subunit 3. The transcript has 4 exons. Gene Ontology annotation, biological process: protein folding in endoplasmic reticulum. NCBI's taxonomy places the organism in Eukaryota, Fungi, Ascomycota, Leotiomycetes, Thelebolales, Thelebolaceae. Gene Ontology annotation, cellular component: membrane; EMC complex. The record is from RefSeq and is a predicted model, not a curated record. Bases 70 to 852 code for a protein of 260 amino acids.